Messenger RNA from Aspergillus welwitschiae, 2398 nucleotides. RefSeq names its product putative MFS multidrug transporter. The transcript has 3 exons. The record is from RefSeq and is a predicted model, not a curated record. Gene Ontology annotation, molecular function: transmembrane transporter activity. Gene Ontology annotation, biological process: transmembrane transport. Lineage: Eukaryota; Fungi; Ascomycota; Eurotiomycetes; Eurotiales; Aspergillaceae. Bases 280 to 2145 code for a protein of 621 amino acids.
UCCUAUACUGAAUUCCCAGUCCUCCCCUAACAAGAACCUCUCAGUGUUCCUUCCUUCCCUUCUCCCGUCCAGUGAUUUGCUAUUGCCAUUCUCACUUGCUCGCAUUAAUUGCCUGGUCUUCUCUAUCUUUGUCUAGUCUGGGUCGGCUGUAAGUACACGCUAUUCAUACACCAAUGUGACUGUUGCAUGAUGGCGUGAAAUUACAAGCAUCUCUGCACUUCAUGCUUUGCUUUCUUUUCCCACUAUUCUCACAGUCUACAUUUCUCCGAAUCAAACACCAUGCAGCGACUAAUUCAGUAUAUUACAGUGCGCAUCAUGGCUUCUCGCCCAGACAAAGACAUGAGUAAUCAUGAAAAGAUUCAUGAGUCAGAAGCCUCGUCUUCUACUCAGACCGACACCAUUCUUGAUCCAGCGACCGAAAAGGCUCUGGAACAGCAACAAAAGCCUCAAACGCUUCCGUCAGACCCUAACGCUGGAACUACUCUACACCAACUAGAGAAUGCCGCGUCCGAAAAGGUUGAGCUGACUGAGGAAGACUGCUACGACCAACUCGGCUAUGCCUUUCCCAGCUGGAAGAAGUGGAUGAUCAUUUCGGUCAUCUUCCUUGUUCAAACAUCAAUGAAUUUCAACACCAGUCUCUACUCGAAUGCCCUCACCGGUAUAUCCGAAGAAUUCGGAGUCAGCAUGCAAGCUGCUCGGUGUGGUGCCAUGAUUUUCUUGGUCCUCUACGCCUUUGGUUGCGAGCUAUGGGCUCCCUGGAGUGAGGAACUAGGUCGGAAGCCUAUCCUACAGCUCAGUCUGUUCCUUGUGAAUAUUUGGCAACUUCCCGUUGCUCUCGCCCCCAAUUUCGCAUCGAUCAUGGUGGGACGUGCUCUUGGAGGUCUCAGUUCAGCUGGUGGUUCAGUUACCCUGGGUAUGAUCGCGGAUCUUUGGGAAGCAGAUGACCAGCAAUAUGCUGUCGCCUGCGUCGUAUUCUCUUCUGUGGGUGGCUCCGUGAUCGGGCCAGUCGUUGGAGGAUUUGUGGAAGCAUAUCUGCCGUGGCGCUGGAACAUCUGGAUUCAGCUCAUAUUCGGGGGUUUCGUGCAGGUGGCGCACUUGCUUCUGGUACCUGAGACCCGGACAACGAUCAUGAUGGACCGUAUCGCGAAGAAGCGGAGGCAGAGCGGCGAAGACCCCAAUAUCUAUGGACCGAACGAGCUCGUCCCUUUCAGGGAACGUUUUUCGAUGCGCGAAGUCCUCAUCACCUGGAUCCGUCCCUUUAAGAUGUUCUUGACGGAGCCGAUUGUCCUCACUCUGUCUCUUCUGAGUGGCUUCAGUGAUGCCCUGAUCUUCAUGUUUAUUCAGUCGUUCAGCCUCGUGUACGACCAGUGGGGGUUUGGCACCGUGGAGCUAGGACUGUCGUUCCUUCCCAUCCUCGUGGGUUACUUCAUUGCAUGGGGCGCUUUCAUCCCAGUCAUUAGAAGGAAUAUUGAGGAGCGACGCAGGAAGUUUGACGAUGAGCGGGCUCAGUACGAGUCUCGGCUUUGGUUCCUUCUCUAUACAGCCCCCUGCUUGCCCAUUGGCUUGAUUGGCUUCGCGUGGACCAGUUUGGGGCCUCCUGUCCACUGGAUUGGGAGCAUGGUAUUCUCUGCCAUCGUCGGUAUUGCCAACUACAGCAUCUACAUGGCCACUAUCGAUUACAUGAUCUGCGCAUACGGACCGUACUCGGCUUCUGCAACGGGCGGCAACGGAUGGUCGCGAGACUUUUUGGCUGGUGUGCUCACCAUCCCUGCCACACCAUUCUUUGAAAACAUUGGCGGUAAAUACCACCUGGAAUACGCGUCUACCAUUCUAUUCUGUAUCUCUUUCCUCCUGGUCAUUGCAGUAUACGUUAUCUACUGGUACGGACCAGCACUUCGCAAGCGAUCGCCGUUUGCCCAACAGCUGUCGGACGCAAGAGUCGAGCUUCAGACUCAUGGCCGACGGCUGUCUAAGAUUCCUUCCGGUUCAAGGGCAAAUUCCUUUGCGCGUUCGCAACAGAACCUACGCAUUCGUCACACGCUCGGAAGUCGUCCUGGCAGUUACAUAGCAUCCCGCCCGGCCUCGAAUGUCAACUCCCGGGUCAACUCCCGGGUCAACUCGCGAAGAAACAGCCUUUCUCGUUAAACUUCUGCCGAAAUCAUCGCGCAUGCGACAUGAAACGCUCGGAUACAUUCUUACGAUGUCACUGAGACGAUUAAUGAGCUUUGAUACCAAUUAUGGCCGAUGCCUUUGCAGGUCAUAAACGUUGUUUGCUUUUCUCUCUAUGAUCCACUGACUUGUCCCUUAUAUAUUUUGUCCGGAAACGGGUUGGGCCUACAAAACCCAAUAGUAUGUGCGUGACAUUCAUUUUCAGUUCGAGGCAAGGCGCUGGCAGUUG